Entrophospora sp. SA101 is the source of this 987-nucleotide messenger RNA. Lineage: Eukaryota; Fungi; Glomeromycota; Glomeromycetes; Entrophosporales; Entrophosporaceae. The record is from the annotation of a GenBank genome assembly.
AUGCAAAGUCCAAGGUUUAGAAUUUGUGGAAAUUAUUUCGAAGUUGCGCCAAUGCUGGGCGCUGCCGCUCCAUCAAGGUACAUUCCAUUAUUGGACGACGACGACGUGGUCAGAUUGUAUCCUCAAGCACUAGCAAAACAAUUUAAAUUCGAUACACAUCUCGAGUACAUGCCAGUUGAUAUCGUGACCGGAUUCAAUUCUGCUAUUGACAUAUUUUGGUUCAAAGGCGAUCCACCAAUAAGAGAUGAUCAAGUGGAUUUCGUAUUAGUUGUGACUCAUGAAAUGUUACAUGGAUUAGGAUUCUUAUCAAGUUGGAAUGAUUAUUAUACACUUGAUGUAGUAAAAGGUCUAACACCGUUCCCUAGUUUCUUGAUGAAGGAUUUUGAAGAAAUCAAAGGCGAGGUGACAUUUACCGGAUUUCAAGAAAAUUGUUUCGAUAGACGUCUACAGUUAGCAUCAAACAAUGAACCAUUAUACAACACUGUAUUAAAAUUGAACACGUUUGCUGGUGGUGUUGAAAAUAAAACUAAAUUUAGCAGCUAUGACGAUUUCGCUAAUCAGUUUACGAAUUCUUCAAUUUUCCAAGAGUAUUCGGUGGGUAUCUUAAAUACAUCUACAACACCUGACACCAUACUAUUCAGGGCUCAUGAUGAUGAUGAAGAUCAAAUUUUUAUUGAAACAACAUUUUCACCGUUUAAACCUGGAUCUAGUAUGUCACAUUUAGAUAAUAUCACAAAUAACCAUACCGUUGACUUUGUAAUGAUGUGGAAAUCUGCCAGAGGUGUUACGGUGGCAAAUAUUACAGCCGCAAAUGGUGGUAAUACCACGUAUACAAAUUUGCUCGGGCCUAGAACCAUAAGAGUUUUGGAAACUUUAGGGUAUCAAACUGCAACUUAUCGCACACCUUAUAGGCCAAAAGCAGCUGUAGUUUCUGAUGAUAAUAACAAUACUACUUCUUCUUACUAUUAUAAUGUUCCACUAUUUUAA